AUGGUGGAAACGAAGCGGAAAUUAGCGGAGUCGUCAACCGCAACUCAGUCCGACACUUCGGAAACGACAAGUCCAUCGCGCCGUUCAAUGAGUCCACCAAUCGCUGCAUUGUGGAGCAAGCUUGGUGGUAAUCCGUUUGCCGCCACAUUCAACAAGUGGGUUCGGGAGGCGCCAGACGCUGAAGCGGUUGUCUGGUUGAAUGGAGAAGGAGAUGUGGCUGAAAUAAGAACUUACAAGCAACUAGUGGAUCAAAUAUACACACUAGCGGCUUACCUGGAGGAAAUAGGAAUUAAGAAGAAUGACAGAGUCAUCUUGUGUUAUCCACCGGGGAUAGACUUUAUUGUCGCAUUCUACAGCUGCAUUAUUUCUGGCAUUGCCGCUGUCCCUGUCUAUCCCCCUGAUCCUACAAAGGGAGUGACGGAUAUUCCCCGUUUUUGUGACAUUGGGGCGAGUGCUGGAACUAAAAAAGCCCUCACUUCAACAACUUACCGUCGGGUUGCUGCGGCGAUGUCUGUUGUAUCUCGCGAGAGGCGAUGGAAAGAAAUUGAGUGGAUUUGCACAGAUACUAUCAAAACAAAAGCCACUGCGGCUAAUUGCCCCCCGGCAACUCUGGAUCCCCAUUCCAUUGCGUUUCUGCAGUUCACAUCUGGAAGUACUUCGGAACCAAAAGGAGUCAUGGUGACGCAUGCCUCUUUGUUGCAUAACAUGCACCUGUGCUGGCAUUCCUUCGAGUUUCCGACGCACUUGGAAACUAAAGACCCCAGCGAACAAUUUUCGACCCAUGAUUAUGACUUUUUUGAGCUGGAUGAGUUCUGGAAAAGACGCCAUGAAGUAUCAGUGGCGCGUAAAGGUCACAGAGUCCGAGCGUUUUCUUGGCUGCCAGUCUACCAUGACAUGGGGUAA
This is a messenger RNA of Eimeria necatrix, 903 nucleotides long. RefSeq lists its product as hypothetical. The transcript is spliced from 2 exons. Bases 1 to 903 code for a protein of 300 amino acids. NCBI's taxonomy places the organism in Eukaryota, Apicomplexa, Conoidasida, Eucoccidiorida, Eimeriidae. The record is from RefSeq and is a predicted model, not a curated record.